Molecule: messenger RNA, 2190 nt
Organism: Lotus japonicus
Lineage: Eukaryota; Viridiplantae; Streptophyta; Magnoliopsida; Fabales; Fabaceae
Product: probable aminotransferase TAT2
Exons: 7
Coding region: 699-1961 (420 amino acids)
Biological process (GO): biosynthetic process; amino acid metabolic process
Molecular function (GO): transaminase activity; pyridoxal phosphate binding
Source: RefSeq, a predicted model, not a curated record
GAAAGAGGGAGGAAGCUAGAAAAACCCAUAUAUCCAUUUCAUAAAAAAAUAGUGUUUUACAUCCUUUUAUCUCACAAAUGUUGUGCCUGCCCUGUUCUCUUUUUCUAGACCUCACGGCACCAUCCUUGUUUAAUACACAUGUAAAUUUUUUUUUAUCAGCAAAUCAUUAACAUAAGUAAAUGACUUUGAAUGGAUAUUAAGUUAUUAACUCAAGUAAAUGAGGAAAUCAUUGACCAAAAACAAAAAAGUAAAUGAGCAAAUCAGUUUUUUUUGUUUGUCCUUUGGCCACGGUCUCCACGGGGAAAGGGACGCCACGUGACCAAUCUGGCUCGGGAUACGGUAGUGAUGUCCCUGUCCACAACGGUAUUAUUUUUUACCUCAGAGGGGAUCGAACCCGGGCCAGAAGCCUAGGCGAAAUCCCUUAAAGAAAUGCACAUUCCCCGCUUAUGUCACCCCUUGUGGUUAGCAAAUCAGUUUUCAAUACUCAAAACGGUAUGAUUUUUAAAACAAAUAACUGUUUUAUUUUGGUUGAGUAACUAACAGACAGAGAAUUGAAGGCUGAAAUAAAAACGCUUGAAUGUCAUUAAUCUUCAUAUUUUCCACGAUUGUCAUUUUAUUGUUUGGAACAUAGCUCCUCUGCUUCAGUUCAUAACACUUGUAUUGGUUGACUAAUCUCAGACUCAGAUAGACCAGAGCAAAUGGAGAACGGUAGUGAGAAGUGGAAUUUCCAAGGGAACAAAGGGCUCAAUGCUUCAGCCAUCUCUGUGAGAGGGGUGUAUAACAUGCUCAUGGAUAGCAUCAGCAACAAUGAAAACAACAACAACAAACCUCUGGUUCGUCUCUGUCGUGUAGAUCCCACCGAUAAUCCAUUGUUUCGGACAGCCCCUGUUGCUACUGAUGCUGUUGCAACUGCUGCUAACUCCUUCAACUUCUACGGUUACCCUCCCACCGCUGGCUUACCUGAUGCAAAGAGGGCUAUUGCAAAUUAUCUCUCAUCUGAUCUUCCAUACCAGUUAUCACCAGACAAUGUUUCUCUCACCCUUGGUGGCACACAAGCUAUAGAUAUAAUCUUACCUGCCCUCGCACGUCCUGGUGCCAACAUUCUCCUUUCAAGACCAGGGUACCCUCAAUAUGAUGCUCGCGCCGCUUGUUGUCUCCUUGAGGUUCGGUACUUUGAUCUCUUGCCUGAGAGAGGAUGGGAGGUUGACCUUGAUUCCCUUGAAGCUGUAGCAGAUGAGAACACUGUGGCCAUGGUCAUCAUCAAUCCUAGCAAUCCAUGUGGGAAUGUGUUCACGUCCCAGCAUUUAAAAAAGGUUGCUGAGACUGCAAGAAAACUUGGAAUCUGUGUGAUUUCUGAUGAAGUUUAUGGCCAUGUAGCUUAUGGAAACAAUCCAUUUGUGCCCAUGGGAGUGUUUGCUCCAAUAGUGCCAGUUAUUACAAUUGGGUCCUUAUCAAAAAGAUGGUUAGUUCCUGGUUGGAGAGUUGGUUGGAUAGCCACAAUGGACCCCAAUGGAAUUUUUCAAAAAACUGGGAUCAAGACAAAUAUCAUCAGCUAUUUGGAGAUCACUUCUGACCCUCCAACCUUCAUGCAGGCAGCAAUACCUCAAAUCCUUGAGAGAACAGAUGAUGAUUUUCAUUUAAAAAAUCUUAAUAUAAUGAGAGAGGCUGCAAACAAAUUCUAUGAUGUAUGCAAGGAGAUCCCUUGCUUGACAUGCCCUCACAAACCUGAAGGAGCCAUGGCUGCAUUUGUGAAGAUUAACUUCUCACAAGUUAAGGACAUUGUUGAUGAUGUGGAUUUCUGUGUCAAACUGGCCAAAGAGGAAUCUGUACUUCUUCUUCCUGGUGUUACUGUUGGACUCAAGAAUUGGCUUCGGAUUAGUCUUGCUGUUGACCUUUCUGAACUUGAAGAGGGUCUUAGCAGGAUAAAAGCAUUCAGUCUUCGGUAUGCCAAGAUGUCAUAAAUCGUGUCACAUGGGAGGCUGUGUUGAAUACCAGGUCUAUAUACCCCAUUGAGACCAUCUUUAUGGCAAAGUAUAUGUAUGGUAAUUCCAUUUAGUUGUGUUUGGGUAAACAUUUUAAUUAAGUCCUUAUGGCAAUAAGCUCUUAGCACAAAAUGGUAUGCUCAUGAGCUAAUUUGGGAAACUUAUUCGAAUAAGUUGAAAAUAAGUCGUGUUAUAGACUAAAGAUAAA